Brassicogethes aeneus is the source of this 2450-nucleotide messenger RNA. NCBI's taxonomy places the organism in Eukaryota, Metazoa, Arthropoda, Insecta, Coleoptera, Nitidulidae. The record is from the annotation of a GenBank genome assembly.
GCCGUUUACCAUACAAAAAUUAGGUUACCUAAUUCAAAACCAUUUAUUUUGUCUAUAGUUAUUUUUUCUUUUGUAUUAAAUUAAUGAGUCUGCGAAUAAAUAAAAUAAGACAAAUUUUUAAGUUAAGUUACUUGAGCAGUUUCUUUCAAGGCUUUAGAAGUAUGGAGACACAUGAGGAAGUUUUGGAAUAUUCCCAAGGAAAAAUUAAUAAACUCAUUAGCGAAAAAGGACAAAAGGCUGGAGUGAGGGAAUAUUUAUCUGCAGUUAAAUAUGAACCGGUCAACGAUUUUGCUAAAGGUUUGGAAUGGUUUAAUGUGUCCGAACCGUUAAGUUUACAAAAACAUUUAAAGGGAAAAAUUGUUGUUCUGGAUUUUUUCACUUACUGCUGCAUCAAUUGUAUGCAUAUCCUUCCCGAUUUGAAGGAAAUUGAAGAACUAUUUUCCAUUGAAGAUGGUCUGGUGGUGAUUGGAGUCCAUAGUGCCAAAUUUGAAAACGAAAAAAUAUCGAAAAACAUCUUGGCGGCCGUUCAACGUUACAACAUCGCUCACCCUGUAGUCAACGAUGAUAAAAUGCAGAUGUGGAGGGGCUGCGACGUCCACUGUUGGCCGACAUUGGUGAUGCUGGGCCCCCAGGGAAAUCCCCUCGUCAUGUUGAUGGGAGAAGGCAACAAAGACGACCUAAUAGUUUACAUCACCGAGGCGUUGGAAUUUUACAAGGAAAAAAACGAAAUAUCAAGUCACAAGUUGCCCUUGAAAUCCGCAUAUCACAUGCUUCCGGACUUGAAGGGACCGCUUCUGUUUCCCGGAAAGCUCACCAGUUACAUCGACGAAAACGAUAAGGAGAUUGUAGCGAUCUCCGAUACCGGAAACAACAGGGUUUUGCUGGUGGGGGAGGACGGAACCAUCGUCAAACAAAUUGGAGGGGGGAAGCUCGGCUAUAAGGAUGGAAAGUUGAAGGAGGCCGAGUUCAAUAACCCCCAAGGUUUGGUGGUGCAAAACAAAAACACCUUAUUCGUCGCCGACACUGAAAACCACGCAAUCAGGAGAGUUGAUUUAACAACCGGACAAGUCGAAACAGUCGCUGGGAAUGGCUGCCAAGGUCACGACAGAAGAGGGGGGAAUCUCUGGUCCAAUCAGAUUAUAUCGUCCCCUUGGGAUGUCUGCAUGUACACAGCAGGAAAAGAGACCAACAAUGACACCCCAAAAGACGUUCUGCUGAUAGCAAUGGCGGGCACCCAUCAAAUCUGGGCCUUGUUUCUGGAAAACACCAAUUGGUGGAAAAAUCAAGUGUAUCGUGCUGGUACCUGCGUGGCCAUAGCAGGCUCAGGCGCUGAGCAGAACAGGAACAAUCAGUACGCGCAUGCUGCUGCUUUCGCUCAGCCAUCGGGUCUGGCCAUUUCGGUGAAGAAUAGAGAGUUGUUUAUAGCUGACAGCGAAAGUUCCAGCAUCAGGAAAGUUUCCUUGGAGAACGGGAAGGUUUCGCCUGUGGUGGGAGGAGAUAGAGACCCAUGUAAUCUGUUCGCGUUCGGCGACAAAGACGGCACUUUGUUCGAAGCAAAACUGCAACACUCUCUGGGAGUAGCUCUGUCGAAAGACGAGGAAACCUUGUUCGUAGCCGACACGUACAACCACAAGGUGAAGAAGAUCGACGUGAAAAAAAACCGCGUAUCUACCCUCUCCAUACCCACCUUGGACACCACCGACGGAAAUUUGAACUCGUUCAACGAACCUGCCGGCCUCUGCGUGAGUACGAACGGUUCAAAGUUGUAUUUAGCCGACACCAACAACCAUUUCGUCAAAGUCCUGGAUCUGGACGAGUCGGGCAACGUAACGGGCGUGCGAAAAUUAGACUUGAAACUCGACGAGUCCACUGAUACAGUUGACAAGUCGAAAUCGCACAUUAUCGAGGCUAAAGGUUUUUCUGUUAGCAACCAAGGCGGUAAAAUUAUAUUGGAUGUCAAAUUAAACUUCCAAGGCGGGUUAAAAUUAACCCAUGACGCUCCCCAGAAGUGGAUGGUGGAUUUACCCAACGCGAGUUGGUCCUGCAUACCCAAUAGCGGAUGCGAUCUGAGCAAUAUUGAUUUGGUCAUCAGUGUUCCUGAAAGUAAAGGUAAUUCCAAAUUCCCCAUCGAUAUUGCUUUUUCUUUGGUCACUUGCACCGCUGAUACCUGUUUUCCAAAGAGUUUCGUUUUAAGAGCCAAUGUUGAGUAUUGUAAUAACGGUCAAACUAGCAUUGAGAAACAAAUAAACGUCAUUCUGAACCCAAAUAACAUUGACUUGAAUUAGAUUUUGUUAAAUCGGCAUUUUAUUUUAAAUUUAUAAUAAAUAUUAGACUGGGCCAAAAAAUCGACUAUUUUUUGUUUUGUAAAGUAUAUCGAAAAUAUUGUUUGGGGUGACAAAAAAAAAUUAUGGUGAAAGUUUGAGUCCAUAAUAUUAAUAUUAAGAGGUCUA